Messenger RNA from Salvia miltiorrhiza (redroot sage), 1784 nucleotides. RefSeq lists its product as uncharacterized. The transcript is spliced from 7 exons. Bases 174 to 1547 code for a protein of 457 amino acids. The record is from RefSeq and is a predicted model, not a curated record. NCBI's taxonomy places the organism in Eukaryota, Viridiplantae, Streptophyta, Magnoliopsida, Lamiales, Lamiaceae. Gene Ontology annotation, biological process: protein transport.
GCCGAAAUAUCAUUCCCAAUCCCCACCCGCCACGUCCCUAUUAAAAUUCCCAUUAUUCUUUAAAUAUAUAAAUAAACAAAUUUCCUUUUCUAUCCGACCGUUGUACAGCCCUCUUCAGUCGCCACGCUCAUUUUCUCCUUACAAAAAACACACAAUCUUGUCCAACAAAAAACAUGCCAAGCGCCGCCGCCGACCGCUGGAAGAAGGCCGUUGCCAUGGGUCUCUCCCUCUUCGGCCGCAGUUUCAACCCCUCCAAAUGCAAAACGUCGGCGAAAAUGGCGGUGGCGAGGAUAAAGCUGCUGAGAAACAAGAGAGAGGUGGUGAUCAGGCAGAUCAGGCGCGAUAUUGCUCUGCUUCUUGAGUCCGGCCAAGAUGCCACUGCUCGUAUCCGAGUUGAACAUGUGAUAAGAGAACAGAAUAUAAUGGCAGCGAACGAGUUAAUCGAACUUUUCUGCGAUCUAGUUGUGGCCAGGCUCUCUAUCAUAGCAAAACAAAGGGAAUGCCCGCCUGACCUUAAAGAAGGAAUAUCGAGUUUAAUAUUUGCUGGCCCUCGAUGCUCAGAACUUCCGGAGUUACUGGCCAUACGAGACGUUUUCCAGAAGAAAUAUGGCAAGGAUUUUGUUUCCGCAGCUACUGAUCUGCGACCCAAUGCUGGUGUCAACCGAUUGCUUAUUGAAAAGCUCUCUGUUAAGACGCCGUCUGGUGAAGUGAAGUUGAAAGUUUUGAAGGAAAUUGCAAAGGAAUACCAGGUUCAAUGGGAUACCACAGAAACGGAGGAGGAGUUGCUCAAGCCUCCAGAAGAGCGUAUCGAAGGUGUAAACAGUUUUGUGAGUGCAUCGGGUAUGCCUUUGAAGCCUGUCCAAAAGCCGCCUCUCGAGUCAAAUGAUGCAUCAAACAGAGGACAAGGUAAUAUCAUGAAUUUUCAAGACGUGGCAUCAGCUGCUGGUGUUGCUGCUGAGAAAGCACUUGCUGCUGCUGAAGCAGCCGCGGUCCUAGCUGCCUAUGGAGGCAGCAAGCAGAUGCCUGCUCCUCAUGAUGGCGGCGCAGGCAUCCCUCGUAAUUCCAGUAGAAAGUUUGCACCAAACUCCCGAGCUGAGUAUGAAGAUGAGAGAACAAUCAAAGCAAAUGGUUAUGAAUACUACUCACACUCGAGGGUCGAAAAUGAGCAGAGGGUUGAUGAUGGUAGGAAGGUGGCUAGGAGGCAGAGCUAUAACUGUCAGAGGGCGCCAACAGAUGUCACCAGGUUUGAUGAAUCAGAAUCGGAGUGCGAUGAAGAAAUAGAGAUGGAGAAACCACCAAGUGGCGGCAACACAGGGAGAAUUAAUCGAAGACAUAGCUAUAAUGCUGCAAACUCAGGCGUCAAAUAUGAUGAAUACAACGAUGAUGAAGAAGAAGAAGAAGAGGAAGAAAGAGGCAGUGGUGAUGGGGCACCGGAGCGCCCGGCUCCACAAAUUCCAGCUCGGCGUGUGCACCCCAAGUUGCCUGACUACGAUGCACUCGCUGCUCGUUUUGAAGCUCUGAAACAGCACAAGGCAAGGCCUAGGUAAAGCGGCUGAUGCAGUUUUCUUCUUUUUUGUUACUUUGCUGCACAUUCACAUACGUUUAUCUAUGAAUAUAAUUAAUCAACACGUUAUAUACUUUCCCUCUUUUGUCAAUUGUAAUGCAUUCAUUUUAUGGAUGUUAGUUUUGAAGAAUACAUAUAUAUACAUAUAAGUUUGUAAUUUAUUCUUUUACAUUGCUCUCCAAUAUUGGAUCUUGAAUCAAUUUAUGCAAUUCGUGUAUCA